AUACUCUUCCUUUACCAAAUACCAACAUCUCUGUCCACAGUACUGAUUGCCCUUUUCCUUCCACUCCAAAACUUUACUCCUCUUUCCAAUGGCGAUAGACUUUCCCAAAGUGGAGAGACCCACCGUGAAGGUGUCAAACAUUGCCCUAACAGUAACCGCACAAGACCUUCUGGAUUUUAUCGAAUCCAAAAUCGGUAAGGAUACAAUCUUCGCUGUUGAAAUCUUCACUGAGAAGACUAAUUGGAAGUCUAAGGGUCAAGGUAGGGUUCAAUUUGAAACCCUAGAUGCUAAAUACAAAGCAACCCAAUUUUCUCUUAAAAAUGAUCUUUUCUUUAGGGGUUCUUACCUUUCACUCUCUAAUUCUCAUGAUGAUAUUGUGGUUAGACCCAUUGAACCCAAAUUUAGGACUACCAAUGUUGAUUUGUAUGUGGGUUUUCUUGAUAAAGAGAAUAAAAUGUUUGUAAUAGAAACUUUUGAGAAAGUUAAGUUCUGGGUUAUGCCUGAUAGGCGUGUAAUUGAGAUUUAUGUUGAUUAUGAUGCUAAAUUUUAUAAGUUGGUUCUUCAAUUUGAUGAUAUAUUUGAGGGUUUUGGCUGUCACUUUGAUCCUCAUUUUGAAGUUCCUGGCAUUCUUCUUAAGCUCAAGUAUGCACCAAAGAUAUACCAAAAGGUUUCAGGGUCUAAUUUGCAUAAAAGGUUUACUGCUGACCGCUAUCAUAUCUGCAAGGAAGAAGUUGAGUUUCAUUGGAUCCGUUCUACCGAUUUUUCAAAGAAACAUUCGAUUGGACUAUCUUCUGCAUUUUGUUGGGAAAUUGAUGGGAAAUCAAUGGGUCUAGAUUUUUCUUCCACCAUUCCUUUCUAUAAGAAAACUUUGGAAAAUUGCAUCGAAUUAGAGGAAUACGAUGAAUAUUCUUCCGUCUUAGGUCUCGUUCCACUUGUUAAUUGUGACGACAUUUUGUGCUUGGAUUAUGAACUUCUUUUCCAAAUCAACUCCCUUGUCCACACCCUAAAAAUAAGUCUCGCUUCUGUGACUACCGAGCUUGUUAAUUUUCUCCAUACUUUGAGCUUAGACACUGCUCAUUUUGUCCUUCAAAAGCUGCAUAGGUUGAGUUCCACAUGUUACGAGCCACUUUCGUUUAUUAAGGCUCAGGUACAGGCUCUAGGUAAUGCACGUAAUCGUAGUCUAUCAACUCAAAGACUCCCGAAGAACGAUAGAAUAAUGAAAUGUCAUAGGGCUCUAGUCACCCCGACAAAAAUAUGCCUCUUAGGUCCCGAACUGGAGGCUUCAAACUAUGUUGUCAAGAACUUUUCAGCCUAUGCGUCGAAUUUCAUGAGAGUAACUUUUGUAGAUGAGGACUGGGGUAGGUUAUGGCCGAAGGAUGUGUCGACCAAAACUGAUGAAGGCAUAUUCUCAAAGCCGUUAAGAACAAAUAUAUAUCACCGGAUAUUGUCUAUUCUUCGUGAUGGGGUUGUGAUCGGUAAUAAAAGAUUUGAGUUCCUGGCUUUUUCAGCGAGCCAACUCCGGUCAAAUUCUGUGUGGAUGUUUGCUUCCAAUGAUAAAGUGACGGCAAAUGAUAUACGCGAAUGGAUGGGUAGUUUCAACAAGAUCCGUAGUGUUUCAAAAUGUGCAGCUCGGAUGGGCCAAUUAUUCAGUGCAUCUUGGCAGACCUUGGUUGUUCCUGUGCAGGAUGUGGAAGUGAUUCCUGAUAUUGAAACCAAUUCAGAUGGAAUUGACUAUUGCUUCUCCGAUGGUAUUGGGAAGAUCUCCCUUUCGUUUGCUCGACAAGUUGCGCAAAAGAUUGGUGAAGAGUCCACUCCCUCAGCGUUUCAGAUUCGGUAUGGUGGUUAUAAAGGUGUAGUAGCUGUAGACCGGAAUUCCUUCCGGAAGCUAUCUCUACGUAGUAGCAUGCUCAAGUUCGAAUCUAAAAAUAGAAUGCUUAAUGUCACCAAGUGUUGUAGGUCCCAACCAUGUUACUUAAAUAGAGAGAUUGUUACUCUUUUAACCACUUUGGACGUUGAGGACGAGAAUCUUGAAGCUUUGUUGCAGGAUCACAUCCGUCUUCUUGGUAGUAUGUUGUCAAGUAAGGAUGCCGCUUUGGCGGUGUUAGAGAGCACCAGUAUGGGUCAAACUAAAACUCUCGCUAAAAUGAUGCGUCAUGGUUAUGAACCAAACGCAGACCCGUAUCUCUUGAUGAUGCUACAAGCAUACCUCGAAAGCCAAUUGUCCGAGUUGAGAGCUCGGUGCCGCAUUUAUGUUCCAAAAGGUCGGGUUUUGCUUGGAUGCUUAGAUGAGACAGGCUUGUUAAAUUAUGGCCAGGUGUUCGUCCGUAUUACCUUGAGGAAGACCGAACUCGAAAAUAUGGAUUUGCGGGUCUUUCACAAGGUGGACGAGAAAACUGCAAUAGUUACAGGGAAGGUCGUUGUCACCAAGAAUCCUUGCUUGCACCCAGGCGAUGUCAGAGUUCUCGAGGCUGUCUAUGAAGUUGUACUAGAGGAGAAGGGACUAAUCGACUGCCUGAUCUUCCCGCAGAAAGGAGAAAGGCCUCAUCCAAACGAAUGUUCUGGAGGUGACUUAGACGGUGAUUUAUAUUUUAUAAGCUGGGACGAAAAGCUCAUACCACCUAAAACUGUAGCACCGAUGGACUACACUGCAUGUAAGCCUCGGAUUAUGGACCAUGACGUAUCUCUUGAGGAGAUUCAACGGUUCUUUGUCGAUUACAUGAUCAGUGAUUCGUUGGGAGCUAUCUCAAAUGCACACUUGAUCCUUGCAGAUCGUGAACCGGAAAAAGCCCUGAGUCCUAAAUGUGUGCGCUUGGCCAACCUGCACUCAAUGGCUGUCGACUUUGCAAAAACCGGUGCUCCGGCCGAGAUGCCUAAUAUUCUGAAACCAAAAGAGUAUCCUGAUUUCAUGGAGAGGUGGGAUAAACCCACAUACAUAUCCGAAGGGGUUUUAGGCAAGCUUUACCGUUCCACUGUAGCUGCAACUAUUCCCAAAUCAGAAAUUAUUUGGUCGGAGGAAACUGCUCGAGCUGUUUACGACUCUGAACUAGAAGAACCCGGGUUUGAGACCUUCAUUGAUGCUGCUAAAAACUGCAAGGAGAUGUACAUAGAUAAAAUGAAGGCGUUGAUGAUGUUCUAUGAAGCGAGUAGUGAGUAUGAGAUACUCUCGGGUAACCUAAGAUCAAAGUCUAAGAUUUUGCAGCGAGAUAACAGGAGGUAUCGAGAGGUGACAGAUCGGAUAUUGGAAUCGGUAAAAUGUUUACAAAGAGAAGUGAAAGGAUGGUUUGAGAGUAGCUGCAAAGUACAAGAGCGUAAAAUGAUGGCUUCGGCAUGGUACCAUGUUACUUACCACCCGUCUCAUUGCCAUGACAGCGAGAACUGCCUUGGUUUCCCUUGGAUUUUGAGCGAUGUUCUGCUUUCGAUAAAAGGUGCUAACCGAAAUGAAUCUUGAAUGCUUUCGGUAUCUAAUAAUCAAAGCCAUAUGCCUUCUGUAGCUUAGGCUUACUGGUGCUUUGAAGUAUGGUUAGCUGCACAAAAUGUUAAGGUCUUAAUCUCUAUGUUGAACACCUAACUGAACUACUUGUGUUGGUGAUUAGUUGUGUGACUAUGUAUUAGUACUCCUAUAAUAAUAGUAUGUGAAUGUGAUAAUAAAGAUUUUAAACAAA
Amaranthus tricolor (Joseph's coat) is the source of this 3662-nucleotide messenger RNA. Its product is annotated as RNA-dependent RNA polymerase 2. NCBI's taxonomy places the organism in Eukaryota, Viridiplantae, Streptophyta, Magnoliopsida, Caryophyllales, Amaranthaceae. The transcript has 4 exons. Gene Ontology annotation, cellular component: nuclear RNA-directed RNA polymerase complex. The record is from RefSeq and is a predicted model, not a curated record. Gene Ontology annotation, molecular function: RNA-directed RNA polymerase activity; RNA binding. Bases 89 to 3448 code for a protein of 1119 amino acids. Gene Ontology annotation, biological process: siRNA processing.